Nelumbo nucifera (sacred lotus) is the source of this 3034-nucleotide messenger RNA. Its product is annotated as inositol-pentakisphosphate 2-kinase-like. Gene Ontology annotation, biological process: inositol phosphate biosynthetic process. The record is from RefSeq and is a predicted model, not a curated record. Gene Ontology annotation, molecular function: inositol-1,3,4,5,6-pentakisphosphate 2-kinase activity; ATP binding. Gene Ontology annotation, cellular component: nucleus. Lineage: Eukaryota; Viridiplantae; Streptophyta; Magnoliopsida; Proteales; Nelumbonaceae.
UCUAUCGGAGGUCGAUGGCAAUGCGAAGUUGCGAAAUCGAAUACACUCACCCAUUCCCAAUUUCCCAUCCGACGAAGAAGCGGAAGAAAUGAUACAGUUCCUACUGUGAGCGAGUCCGCGACCAGCUACAUGGUGCAAGUUGAGAUAAACGUGUUAAACGUUAAAUAAUCCGUCAUUUUUUUUUCCGGGAUAGGGUGGUCUGUUUUCCGGCCCCUCUAUCCUAUGACUCUCUCUCUCUCCUGCCAGUCAUUCUCUCUGUAUCCAGCUCUUUUCUUACUUGUCUGUGUUAGUUAGGUAAUGCGAUCUCAGCGUCUGUUCCUUCCAACUUGUGAGUGUCGUUGGUAUUAAAAAUGUUUUCCGUUCGCUGUGCUUGUUGGUCUGUUCUCCUUUCUAACUUCUGGAGUUCUGGGUGUAGUGUUAAGUUUUUUAGUCAUAGAUCUCCAACCUAGGUUCACCGGAAAACAACCAUUAUCCCGUUGGAGAAGAAACCCACCGUUCUUCAGCUGGUGAAAAGACUCGAACGCUAUCAGCGACCCCUUCAUGGAUUGAUUCAACGAUUGACAAAGAAUGCUCCAUCAUACCGGACAUGGAGUUGACAUAAAAUCUGCCUCCCACUUUCUAAUCACCGGAAAUCCCUGCCUCGGUUUCUUCUUCCACUAGUGGGAUUUCGAAGAACAUGGUGAUUCUAUUUCUGGAGUGGGAUGAAGUUCUAAAACCAGAGCAGACGACGGAGUAGCCCAUCGAGAGGAAGAGAGGGACGUAGGGAACGUGUCUACCUUCGCAGGCGGGUAGGAGAUCUCAUGUUUAGGGACAGCUGUCUCUUCCUAAUUGGGUGGACAGAAAUCUGUGCAGAGAGGCAAAACAGACGCGAUCCUACCGUUUCCGAGUUCAAUUCAGCCCCCACAAGAUUUUCCCUCACAACGUCCCACAGCACAUCCCCGCCGCGUAAUUAACGUAAAGGUAGAGAAAAUUUUCGCUUUGCAGUACAGUCUUAAGAGAGUAAAGAGCAACACGAAUACGGAAGGAUUGGGCUGUUAAUUGAUUGGUGUCAAUUUCUCUACGGCGCAAGAGGAAUUAAGGGUUUUCUUGAGCACGAAGUGAAAUCUUCAUCGCUCCUUGAUUUCGGAAGGAGAUGCAAGAGGUUUCGAGGCUUCCGACUGAAUGCACGGAACUGGUUUUGGAAGAGAAAGAUGCAGCGGAUUGGAUUUACAGAGGCGAAGGAGCGGCUAAUCUUGUGCUUGCUUACAAAGGAUCAUCUCCUUCUUUUGUUGGAAAAGUAAUACGUCUCCAAAAGGCUCCCAAAAACAUAUCCCAAUCCAUGAAUGGUACCUCAGUUUUCUCUGUCCAAGAAUGCCUUCUGUGGAAAGAUACAAAUGACCUGUUGUCAUCCACUUCAAAGGAGAAUGUUGGGCAACUAUAUUCUCUCCACAUAAUGAGUCCUUUGCUAGGUUCUGAACAUGUUGAUCCUGGGGAUUUGGACUUGAGGAAGAUGGUUGGUAGAAGUCGUAUGGUGGAUGGUCUUUACAUGUUGGAGAACAAAGCUAGUCUUGCGGUUAUUGAGUCUACAAGUCAGUCUAGUGAGAUUCAGAUGCGCAUCCUUGUGUCUAAGGAAUUCCUUGAAUCAGUUGAAAAGAAUGUUCUUUGUCAGCGUCCUGCUUGGCGAGUUGAUGCUGCAAAUAUUAAUAUCCUCUGUGAUUCUGCACUUCUUGUCUCUGAUCAUUCUGUCUUUCCACAUGGUAUUCUCAAAGAGGAGCCAUGCAUAUCCGUGGAAAUAAAGCCCAAAUGUGGUUUUCUUCCAUCUUCAAGAUUCAUAGCUGAGGGAAAUUUUAUUAAACGAAGUAUAACUCGUUUUAGAAUGCAUCAAGUUCUGAAGCAUCAUGAAGGAGAGAUAUCCCAGAUAAGUGAAUAUGAUCCACUUGAUUUAUUCUCUGGAUCUAGUGAGAGAAUUCAUAAAGCUAUCAAGGCACUCUUUACCACACCUCAGAACAAUUUUCGCAUAUUCCUAAAUAGCUCUCUCAUUUUUGGUGGCUUGGGAGGUGGAAGAGAUAGCACUGAUUUUGUGAUGGGUGAGUCAUUUGAGGAUAAGAUGGAGGGCAUAAUCCGGGCAGACUAUGGUCUGCGCACAGCAAGUUUUCUGCAGCUUGUAGCAGAGGCAAUUUUCAGAUCAGGAGUACUGGAUCGACUUCUGGAAGCCCAGAAGCUUGAUUUAUUGGACAUAGAAGGGGCAAUUCAUGCAUAUUACAACAUUGUUUCCCAGCCUUGUGUGGCAUGUAGAGAUUUGGCUGUUAGGGAACUCUCACACAGUCUACAUUCUAUUUCUUUGGAAGAAAGCCUAAAGAUUGUUAGAGACUAUUUGGUUGCAGCAACUGCAAAGGAUUGUAGUUUUAUGAUUAGCUUUAGACCAAGGGAGGAUGGGGAUCCAAGUCUCUCGCAUCGCACUGUAUGCCUAGAACCGAUUAACCAAAAUUUUGAUUACAAGGUUAAUUUCAUUGACCUAGAUUUGAAACCUUUGAAGAAGAUGCUUUACUACUAUGAAUUAGACCAGAAGAUAGUGAGCUGCUACAAUCAAAUGAAUAAGGAACAUGGGAUAUCUGACACUAAAAGCAUGGAGCGUUCUGAAGCUGCUGGAAUUUGAUCCAACAGGUACCCAAAAAAAUCUUGGGCUAAGAUUGUAGAGCCGGUACUUGGUCACCAACUAGUCAUCUCAUCACCCAGGGAGGCCAAAACGACUGGUUAUCAUGACAAGUUGACAAAUUGAGAACAAGAUGUUUAGCUGAGAUCAUAGUUCAAAGUAUUGAUACUUUUUUUUUUUUGUUAUUUUUCAGGUUGAUGUGUUGAGAAUAAGAAUGUUAGGCGAGGUUUCUUAUGUUUAAGUGGGUUCAAAAACCAAUACAUUUCAUACCAUAUGCACUGUUAUGUUGCAAUAUUUUGAACUUGGCUGAGAUACUAGAUAUUUCUGAUGGCUUUCGUCUGCCACCAGAAGACAAUGCUGUCAUGUCAAUAGAAGCUACAUGGUUUCUUUUCUCUUUCUUUC